Talaromyces stipitatus ATCC 10500 is the source of this 861-nucleotide messenger RNA. RefSeq lists its product as uncharacterized. NCBI's taxonomy places the organism in Eukaryota, Fungi, Ascomycota, Eurotiomycetes, Eurotiales, Trichocomaceae. The coding region runs from base 1 to 861 and encodes 286 amino acids. The transcript is spliced from 4 exons. Gene Ontology annotation, biological process: sulfite transmembrane transport; transmembrane transport. Gene Ontology annotation, molecular function: sulfite transmembrane transporter activity. Gene Ontology annotation, cellular component: plasma membrane. The record is from RefSeq and is a predicted model, not a curated record.
AUGGUCAGUCAUCCUAUUCAGUCUCUAUUCCUCGGUACAUUUCCCAUGGGUUUCGCAACCAUUAUCAAUAUGUUUUGCUUUGUUUGUGUUCCUACAUGGGGGCAAUGGGCAGCCUAUUUUGCUUUAGCAAUGUGGAUUGUGGAUGCAGUGAUCUCCGUGCUGGCCUGCUUCGGAAUUCCCUUCAUUAUAAUUGUUGCUGAAGUGGUUCCCAACUUCCAGAUUGCACUUGGAACGCUUGUUACCAGCUUCGUCCUAUGGGGCGUCGGGGUUUUGCUUUCAUUAACGGUCAUUGUGAUCUACUUGAUGCGAUUAAUGUUGCACAAACUUCCCCCAAAGGCUGUCAUUGUGAGCAUGUUCUUACCCCUUGGCCCGCUUGGACAGGGAGGUUACGGGAUACAAAAACUGGGCAGUGUGGCGAAAACUAUCUUGCCACAGACGAAUACUCUAGGAGCAGGCGCAGGUGACACAUUCUACGAGAUGGGCUUUGUAACAGGACUUCUAUUCUGGGCCUUCGGAUUAUUUUGGCUGCUUUGCGCCGUUGGCUCAAUCGCUCAAGUCAGGAAAUUUCCAUUCAACCUUGGCUGGUGGGCUUUCACAUUCCCCUUGGGGGUUUAUGCCACAUGUACCUGUCAACUCGGACGAGAGAUGCCAUCAAAAUCUUUUGCUAUGUUAGGAACGAUUUUCUCCCUCAGCGUUAUUUUUUUGUGGAUUCUCGUCACGGCUUUCACGAUCAGUGGUAUCCAUGAUGGAACUCUGUUUGUAGCUCCUUGUCUGGCUGUUUUGCGUGAGAAGAGAAGGAGAGAAUUUGAGCGGGAACGACUUGUAAAUAUUGGCGAUAACUCACCUAGUUUUAAGGGCUAG